GGGCGCCGUGCUGCUGACGCGCGCGCCGCGGGGCCGCGACGCCGUGGGCGCCGUGUGGUCGGACGGCGGCCUCCUCUGCGUCCUGGUGCAGCGGACCACCAGCGCGCGCUGCCCGCACCCCCGCCACCCCAACGGCCACGUGGCCGCGCUCAAGCACGGCUUCAGGAUGGUCAAGACGCACCUCGGCGUCCCUGCGGGCAUCUCGGACGAGGAGCUGGAGGCGGGCACGCUGACGACGCGCAUGGAGCGGCGCCUGGUGCGCUACCUGUGCGCCGUGCGCCGGGCCGUCACGCGCCGGGAGCGCCGGCAGCGCGACCCCGCGCUCCAGGGCGCCGAGGAGAGCUCCACGACCAGCGGCUCCACCGACUCGUCGGCCUCCGUGUCCGGGUCUGUGUCGGGCGACCAGGUGGGGCCGGCGGCGCGCAGGCUCGCGGCCCACGCCACUCGCUGCGUGGCGAGGGGUGUGGGCCUCUUCAUGGCCACCCGCGGCCGGCCCGCCAUCUUCUACGUGUACGUCAGGACCAUCGCCGUGGCCGACCUGCGGGUGGAGGUGUUUGGGCCCGCCGGGUCGCACGGCUGCUCGGGGAAUCCUCCGGCGCUCGCAGAUCACCAGGCCGCCAGCGACACCUUCAUCCUGGUCGUCUUCCUCGUCAGCAUCAACAAGGUGGAGGUCAGAUACACGCCGCGGCUCGCGGGGCCGCAUCACGUGCACGUCAGCCUGGGAGGCAGCGCCGUUGUCGGCUCCCCUUUCCACGUGCUGGUGGCCGAACAGGACACGCCACCUCCGGCUGCGGUCGAGGAGGGCGAGCGGGAUGAGGAUGUUCCGGGGGGACUGAAGGCGGCGAGCUCCCCGCGGAGGCCUCACCGCUCACCCCGCCGCCGUCGCGUCAAGGUGGUGUACCGCAUCGUGGAUUUCGUGACGGAGAAGAUGCUCCUGACGGAGGACGGGCGGCUAGAGAGGCUGCCGGACGCCAUCGUGACGCACUCCACGACGCCCCCACGCGUGUACGUCCACUACCACGCGACCGCGGUGGCGGGCGGCGCGGCGACGCCCAAGGGCCGCGUCUCCAAGAGGGUCCUGCCGCGGGGCCAGCGACCCGCUGUGGCGGCGGCGCGGCACCGGGCGCGUCCACCGCCCACGGCCUCCGAGGACUCCAGCUCGGAGCAGGACGAGGAGGACUCCAAGCCGCCGCAGCCAGCCCAGGCCAACGGGACCAGCGAGUCGCGCUGCCUGCGCAUCCUCCGCACCUGCGCGCUCAUCCUUCAGCACUUCCCCAAGACCCGCAGCUUGCACAUCAUGCGCACGGCGGACGACAUCGUGAGCGGCGGGGCGCACCUGCGCAGGCCACCGCCCCUCAAGAUUGUCCACCCGGAGGACGACGACGACGACCUUGACGGGCUGACGGAGGCGGCCGACCUCGCUCCCAGUGUGGCCGACACGGACGCGAGCAUGGACGACGACAGCGGCACGCAUGUCGAGGCGCUGUCGGCCUGCUACUUGGACUCGUCGCGACCCGGGAGCAGCCUGAGCGUUGAGGAGGUCGUCGUGACCGCGACCAGGACCCUGGUGUUCGGCCUGGUGCCCGAGGUGACGAGGCUCCUCAACGACGCGGCGCUGCACCCACACGACGAGGCAGUCGCACAACCGGGCGACGCGCAGUACGGCGACGAGCAGGCGGCCGAAGAACAGGCGGCCGACAAGGAGGUGGCCGACAUCACGGGUGUCAUCGACGGGGACAUGUCAGAUUGCGAGGGACCCGAUAUUCCCUGGCCGCCCGAUACCACGAGCCGCAUGCAGGAAGAGGCUACCGUGACGCCGGCGGACUGUGAACGACUCGACAAGACUCCUAGAAGUUCCGAAAAUAGCGUUUCUGCUUUGUCUCCUGGAUCCGCCACUGAAUCACUGAGUAACAGCCGACCACCUGAAGUGGAAAUGAUUGAACACGUUCCAACCAUGUCAAAACCUGAUGCUGCUCCUGAACAAGGAACAUCUACAACGAAAAUUGCCAGUGACACCUUAGAAAACGUUGUGAAGGAGCACACCGAAGUGCAAGCAACUUCAAUGAACAUUACGAUUUCACACGCUGGCUGCAAUAGCGAAGCAGGCGUUGCGGGGCCGAAAGUAGAAUCACAAGCUGAAUCCCUCGACGAAGGUAGUGUUCACGUUUUGAGUGUUGGGACAAAUUAUGUGCCUCCCGUGAACACUGCAAGUGUCGAACCACCUCUUGGAAACGUGAAAGCAGGAAACGUUGGCGACACGCGAGCGGGAGGUGAGGUGGCGCUGAUAGCGCCGGAGAGCGCAGAGGUGUCUACAAAAGCGAAGGAGAACCCCCUCAGCAGUCCGCAGAGUAGUCCAAGAGCACGGCCAAUGCCUGACGUGACUGUACCGACGGCCCAGGACCCUGACGCACAAGGUGUCGAGACGGAGGCCGACGACCAGUUCAAGUCGUGGCCGUCGAACACGGCGUUCGGGGAGCCCGAGCUUGGGUCGGUGGUGGACUUCGAGCCCGUGAUCGCGGCCCCGAGUCUGGACGAGGCGCUGCGCCAGCUCGACAUGAGCAUCCAGAAGGCGAGGAACGGACACCCGCCAGGCAGCCAGGCCGACGUGCUCUGUGAGCUGGACGGGCUCACCUUCAGGCUGCAGGACUCGGGCGCCGGCGCGGACAUUUGGGCGGAGGGCGCGGCCGCCGACAUCGAGGACCUGAUGGGACUCAUGGCGCCACAGCCGGAAGUCAGGCCGCCGCCGAGGCCAGAGUCACCCCGCCCGCCCCUGUGCAGCUGGAUGUCCAUCAUAAGGGAGGAGGGGGAGGAGGACGCGGGUCAGCGCGACGUGGCCGUCAUGAAGGACACCAUCGCACAGGAGGUCUCGGGAGAAAGUGAUAAGCAGGAUGGAGAGGAAAGUGUGGAGAGGACGCUGCAAGGCACCAUCAUCAUGUCGCCCGCCGUACCAGUGGAGGUUGUGGGGCAGCUGCUCAGAAGGGAGAGUGGAGAGAUGGCAGUUCAAUCCGUAGGCUCGGAGACCGUCUCAGUAGAGGUCGUGGGACAGGAUGCUGAGGAGACUGGAGUAGAGGGGGAGGAGGUGGAAGUGCAAAGCGUCAUACCGGACACGACCCCAAAGGAGGUCGUAGCACAGGAUUCUAAACAAAUCGAAUGUGGUGAGGCGAGGUCGGUGCAAAGCGUCAUAUCGGGCACCGCUUCGGUUGAGUUUGCGACACAGGUUGCUGGGCAAGUCGGAGGAAGGGAUGAGGGAGUAAUAGUGCAACCUUUCAUCUCGGACACCGCAUCAGUGGAGAUCGUAGGACAGAGUGCUGAGCAAAACGGAAGAGAGAAUGAGAAGUUGGCAGGGCAACUCGUAAUUUCUGACACCACCUCAGUGGAGGUCGUGGGACAGAGUGCUGAGGAGAUCAGAACAGAGGGUGAAGGGGUGUCGGAGCAAAGCAUCAUAUCGGUCACGACCCCAAUGGAGGCUGUGGGGCAGGGUGCUGAACAGGCCGAAGGAGAUGGUGAGGGCGUGAGGGUGCAAAGCGUCAUAUCGGACACAACCCCAGUGGAGGUAGCUGGACAGGCUGAUGAUGAGAUCAGAAGAGAGGGUGAAGGGGUGACGGAGCAAAGCAUCAUAUCGGUCACUACCCCAGUGGAUGUCGUGGGACAGGGUGCUGAGGAGAUCAGAAGAGAGGGUGAAGGGGUGACGGAGCAAAGAAUCAUAUCGGUCGUGGGGCAGGGUGCUGAACAGGCCGAAGGAGAUGGUGAGGGCGUGAGGGUGCAAAGCGUCAUAUCGGACACCACCUCAGUGGAGGUCGCGGUACAAGAUCCAAAACAGAUCGGAGGAGAGGGUGAGGAGGGGUCGGAGGUACUGGACAUCUCGCCCAACACCAGUGCGAAAGUAACUGGGCAGACUGCUGAGCAGGCUGGAGAGAAAAGUGGGUAUCUGUCGGAGCAAAGGGUUAUCUCGGACACUACCUCGAUGGAGGUCACGAACUCGUGUGCUGAAGCCCCCGCCGAGGAGGCGGAGCAGAGGGUGUCCGAGCAGAGCAAGGAAGCCGUCGGGGCCGACACCACGUCGUUGGAGGUGACGGACCAGGCAGCUGAGCGUCCCAAGAAGCCGGCUGAUGUGCAGCCUGAGCAAUCCAUCUCCGUCGAUAGAUCAGACCAAAGUGCUGAGGCCACCGCACAGCAGAAUGCUGCGGGGUCCGCCACUGAAGAUCAGGUAGCAGCAACGGAUAACGAAGAGAUUGAGAAACACCAACUUACAGCCCUUGUGGAGACCCGGGUGGAAAACAACGUCCGUGGGGAGGAGAAGGAUAUGGAGGACACUGUCCCACGUGGAGAGGCUACAACUGAGGAGUCGGACAUGAUGAGCAACAAUACGGAGCUUACAGAAAAGUCAGUGCAAAGGGCACAGGUAGUUAAUGAAAAAGGGUCGUGUGAAGGCGUCGACCAAUCCGCUGACGUAGAGGCACAUUCAGCAAACGAGACACUCCAACAGGGAACCCCUGAUUUGAAUAUCCAGGAUGAAGAUGUGGUAGCCCCAGAGGUAAACAUCGGCCUAAAGGAACCCACAGAAAAUCACUUCGCCUCAGAGAAAACCACGGGCAUCGACGUGGAAAAUUUAGAAGGGACGGCCUGCUUAAAAGAAACGACCAGCCCACAAAUCGGAUCAGUACAGGAAAACAUUGACCCAAUAGGAGUCAUUAGCCUACAGAUUGAGCAUACAGAACCUACAGCCCCAAAGGAGCAAAAUGUCCCUGAAGCUGAUCCUUCAGGAGUAAGAGGCCCAGAGGAGAAUUAUUCUAGCCCGAACGUCGAGCUAGAAGAAGAGCCAGUCCAAUCGGAGCCCGCAGAGGAGCGCGCAGAGCUACAGGAAGCCUCACCUCUUCUAGAAGCAACAGCACAAGAGGGAGAACCCGGUGAAAAUGACACCCCGUCCACAAGUAAGGCCACAUCGGUUAAGUCAACGCCGAUAAGUGCCUCUCCUGAAAUAGCAACUGUCCAUCUGACAGGAAGCUCGCCAAAAUCACAAAAAAUCGUCCUUGGCUUUACGGACGAGCAGGUGAAAGCAGCGAAAGAUGAAAUUUCUACAGGAGUGGUCGCUUCCCUACCAUCUGAGCAACGGCCGCCCCACGUCCAAGAUGUGGCUCUAGAGGUGACAAAGACUGCCGAGGAGGUAGUGGUUUCGUACAAUCAAGAAGAGAGCAAGGUCAGUGAGGCGCCGGCUGAUUCGAUUGCUGAGCCCCAAGAAACACGAGAGGCUCCGUGCCCAGUCGUACAGCCGCGCAGGAGGUCCAAGGUGCGGGACAUGGUUGCGGCGAUCGAGGCCAGCUCCGGGGAGAAGGAGGGCCCGCAGGUCGAAAGCCACCCCAGACCCUCACGCCUGACGACGCGCCAAGUAGAGCCCCUUCCACAUCCUGAGACGAGAAAACCUGACCCUCGUGUCGAACUCCAGACGCAGACGACGGAUUCGGUGGAGUCGCAUGCAGGAAACAAAUCAAGUGUGUCAGUAAAGUUGGCGCAAGGGUGCCAGGGGGCGCCCCUCAGCCAGUCCCACGCAGAGUCUUGCAGCGAGUCUCACAAUGAGCCCCUCGACGAAUCCCUGCCCGAGUCCCACUCCAAACCCGCCACCGAAUCCCACGCCGAGCCGCUCAUCGAGUUCAACGAAGAACCAAUCACCAAGCCCCACGACGAGUCCCUCCCAGAAUCGAACGCCGGGUACCACACCGAACCUCCGGCCGAGUCCAACGAAGAACCCAUUAGCAAGUCCUACGACGAGUCCCUCCCAGAACCGAACGCCGAGUACCACACCGAACCUCUGGCCGAGUCCAACGAAGAACCCAUUAGCAAGUCCUACGACGAGUCACUUCCAGAAUCGAACGCCGAGUACCACACCGAACCUCUCGCCGAGUCCAACGAAGAACCCAUCACCAAGCCCCUCGCCGAGUCCCCCGCCGAGCCUUUCGCCGAACACCCAGCGCUGCCCCUCCCCCUGCCCAGGUCCACGGCCCUCGUCAUGAAUAUUGAGAAGCAGCGGGCCGCAAACAACGCCGCCAAGACAUCGGGGGGCGAUAUCGGGCCAGAACAACGUGACGGGAAAUCGCUUUCUGAAAGCCAGGAAAUUGAAAGUAUUCGCGAAAAUGGUUCGACGGUGGCCGUUGACAAUGUGACAGCAGAAACCAAUCCGGAGCCGGCCGAGCAGGCCAGCGCCGAGGACUCGGCUGCCCUCCUGCUGGACUCACUGCCACUGCUCUCCCCGGACAGUGAGAAGGAGAUCGAGCGCCAGUUCGAAUCGCUGAUGAAGACCCAGUGCCAGCCCGUGGAGCCCGUAGAGGCCGAGUUCAACUCACUGGUGCGCGAGCCCACCAUUAGCAAGCAGCCCCACGCCCGCUCCUACCCGGCGACGAAGUUCUUUAAGUAUUUGGAGGAGAGUCAGGACUCGGUCGACGAGCCCAGCUUUCUGGGUAACUGUGACCAGGUUGACGGCAGCAAAGCACUAACUGAAGCGCUGCAGUCGUUGGUGGAGGACUUGGCAAAACCCCCCAUUCAGGAGAACACCCCGGUGGUCGUGGCAGAGGCUGCAGUCGCGGCCGGGCGCACGGAGAAGGAGGACGAGGGGAGCCCCGACGAGAACAGUGUGGCUGAGUUCGGGGCCAUGGGUGCGCUCCAGGUGCGCCUAGGGGAGGGAGUCAGCGAGGACGCGGUUGGUCACCUCGCCGACAUCGCCGAUGCCCUGGAGAACACUAUCGAGGGCAUUGAGGUGGGCCAACUCGGCCAGCAGGGCAAGGCGCAAAAUAGAGAGCGGAGGAAGGAAGAGGAGGAGAGCCUGUUGGAGCUGUGCGACAAGCUCCUCCUCAUCGCUGGCCAGGGCCAGCACCACCUCUCACCAGCCACGACGGGACUCCCCGGGCCCUGCGACUCCCUGUACACCGCCGUGCCCACCAUUGAGCCCGACGACGAUAUCCUCAUUGUCACGCAGUCGGGCUCGGACACCACCAUCCGCAUGAUCGCCACUCCACCGCUGUCUCCAAGGCCGGGCCCGACCACCACCUCCGCAGACUCGGGCUCCUCCACCUACAGGCCGCCCGUGCCCCCGAAGCCCCCAGUCAGGUCACCCCGGCGAAAACACCUUUCCCCGUCCUCCCCCAGCAUUGCAGGGCCGGGUCCGGGGCCGGAGCCAGAACCUGGGCCAGGACCGGAGCCAGAGCCAAGGCCCUCCCCGACGAGUCAGGGGGACGCCGAGCCCGUCGACCGGAAGCACCCGCUGUACCGCUCGCUGGAGGACGUCAGCGAGACCAAGCAGCUCUCCCUAUCAGCCCCGGCGGAAAGCGACCUCGGUGACCUAGACUCGCUCAUCUCCGAGGCGGGCUUCCCGCUCAGCAUGCGCGUCACGCACCGGAAGCUCUUCUGGGACAAGCAGCUCCAGCGCAACACGGAGGGGGAAGGCGUCGCCCACGCUCCCCACGCCGCCCCCGCCAAGGGGAGGGGCAUAACCUCCGACAGACCCGCGCCCGCACCAGCGGCCUCGUCCGCGGUGCACACGGUGGUGCUGACGUCGACUCCACCGCGGCAGGCUGAGCCGGAGAGGCAAGGCCCUCCGACCCCCCCACCCAAGCCCACCCCAAGGAAGCACAGGGUCGCCCUGGCCCCGUCCCCACCCGAAGACUUCACGGCAGGCUCCAGCAGCAGACUCCAGGUGCUACGCAAGGCGCGGACGCGCACCGGGGCGUGCGAGGCGGAGGCGCUCCCGGCGGCCGGCAUCGUCAAGUCCGGCAGGCGGUUCUUCGAGAGCACGGCGCAGCAGCAGAAGGUAUCGGCGAGAACGCCAUGUUGUGCCGCGGAGGUCGUGGACCCUGUCACCAGGAUUAGGAGGGAGAUCGAGGCCCUGGAGAGGCGGACUCAGCAGGUGCACCAGGCGCAAAAGCGACAGCAGAGCGCUUUCAAUGUCCCAAAGAAGCGCGCGCCGCCGCCACCACCGCCUGUCGCAACCUCGACCACGGCCACGGCGUUCUCGGCCUCGGUUAGGGCGAGUGGAACUUCCGCGCCAGGGGGAGGUCCCGGCAGCCGACAUAUUGACACAGGCAGCACCGCGAUGCGAACCAGCAAAACUUCGAACCGAGCCUUGCCGACAGUCGAGCUUGAGCAGGACAUUGGUGCGAUCGACUGUGCCGUCGGAGCAAGUUCCACGCUCUUGGAGCGGAGGGAACGUUUCGAGCGCGCUAAAACCUACUUCAAGAAACUGGAGGAUCCUAAGGACGUCCUCGGCGAGGGGAGGACGACGAUCAGCCUCAAGGGCACGCCGCACCGCAAGGCCGUCCUAGCCGCCCUCAGCUCCAUGGACUCCCCCGGCGAGGCCACGUCCCCCUACGACAGCGUGGCGGACGGCGACGGCACGCUGCUCCGCAAGUCGUUCGAAGACCUGGACGCGGACGAGGACGGGGGGCCGCCGAAUAACAAUGAUCACAAUUUUCUAGAACACUGGUACAAAUUUUUGAUACCCUGUAUCCUAAAUACUAAAUGGCCCACUAAUUCUGCAAUUGGACCCAAGGUCAUACAUUAA
Messenger RNA from Frankliniella occidentalis (western flower thrips), 8548 nucleotides. RefSeq lists its product as uncharacterized. The record is from RefSeq and is a predicted model, not a curated record. The transcript is spliced from 7 exons. The coding region runs from base 167 to 8548 and encodes 2793 amino acids. NCBI's taxonomy places the organism in Eukaryota, Metazoa, Arthropoda, Insecta, Thysanoptera, Thripidae. Gene Ontology annotation, molecular function: protein binding.